AUGGUAGAAAAUACAUCUUCUGAAAAUAGGUCAGCAUUAAGUGCAUUAUUAUCAGAACUUAAUCAGGAAGAAUCUAAUAUCGGUAAAGAAAUUAUCGAACAAAUUAAAGAUUUUAUCCAUUAUAAGUUGACUACUGAACAACAAUCAUUAAUUGAUAAAUUGAUACCAAAUCACGAAUUGAAAACCAGAUAUAGUUUUCAUGGGCUAUUUUUGAGCAAAAGAGAUGCAGAGUUUGCUAUGCAAUAUAAUGAGGUAGUGGAACUCAAUGAAAAUAUUGAACCAAAUACUAUUUCCAGUCCUCAAGCGGUUUACAUAAGUAGGCUCCUUGAUUUCGAUAAUCUUCCUGAACCCCAGAAUUCCAAAUUAAUUAAUAAUGAAUUUCAUUUAGUUAGUGAAACUUUAG
Funneliformis caledonium is the source of this 403-nucleotide messenger RNA. Lineage: Eukaryota; Fungi; Glomeromycota; Glomeromycetes; Glomerales; Glomeraceae. The record is from the annotation of a GenBank genome assembly.